UUCCUGAUUCAUUCGGGAGCUAGACAAGAGGAGCUUAGAUGAAUUUGUGAGAGUUGGGCACCACACCCGAGAAAAUGAGGGACGGUUCAUCGAGACGGCUUGAGCCAUAACACUCUAGGAUUAAACCAAGCGAAAAUUGAGAGCAGAAUAUGAGCAUGAAUUCUCAAAUCUGGAGUCACUUGCUCACCAAUGCCAAUUGAAUUGAAGUGAUCUCCCAUCCCAUAGGCUACCGCCCUAGGGUUGAGUGAAUAAUAAAUCACCUGAGAGAGUAUGCUUCUGUUGUGGGCUAGCAACAAACCCUCACAAUCACAAAAGCAUUUGACAUUCUUUUCUUCAAAGUUUAAAAUAUAUAGGUCACCGUCCAACACCUCACCCCCUCUAACGGUUACUUUUUAAUCAAAAUUGGAAACCGAAAGACAUUAUAAUUCUAAUUAUUAUAUAAUGUAUAAAGCGUUGACAUCCAAGAUGGCGGGAACCAAAAAGGCUAUAAAUAGGCUGAGCCAGUAGUCACCCUCUUCACCACAACUCUGCAAACAUCACAAAGCAACACACACACACACAACACACACUCUCUCUCUCUCUCUAACAUUUCAAUGGCAAUCCCGGUGAUUGAUUUCUCGAAGCUCAAUGGAGAAGAGAGGGCCAAGACAAUGGCUGAGAUAGCUAACGGGUGCGAAGAAUGGGGAUUCUUUCAGUUGGUGAACCAUGGUAUUUCAGUGGAGCUCCUAGAGAGGGUGAAGAAGGUGUGCUCUGAAUGCUACAAGCUGGAAAGAGAAGAAGAUUUCAAGAACUCGGCGAUGGUCAAGAAGUUGAAUGAUUUGGCAGAGAAGAAAGACAGCGAGAAGUUGGAGAAUGUGGACUGGGAGGAUGUUUUCCUCCUCUCCGAUGAAAACGAGUGGCCAUCGAAGACUCCUGGAUUCAAGGAAACGAUGGAAGAAUACCGGUCUGAAUUGAAGAAACUGGCCGAGAAGGUCAUGGAAGUGAUGGAUGAGAACUUGGGAUUGCCUAAGGAAUACAUCAAGAAGGCAUUCAAUGGUGAAUAUGGAGAAAAUGCCUUCUUUGGCACGAAGGUGAGCCACUACCCACCUUGUCCUCAUCCUGAGAUGGUGACAGGUCUUCGAGCUCACACUGACGCCGGAGGCGUCAUCUUACUCUUCCAAGACGACAAGGUCAGAGGCCUUCAGAUCCACAAAGAUGGAGAAUGGAUCGAUGUCCAACCACUGCCCAAUGCUAUUGUCAUCAAUACUGGUGACCAAAUUGAGGUCUUGAGCAACGGUCUGUACAAGAGUGUUUGGCACCGAGUUCUACCCAUCCCAGGCGAGAACAGGAGAUCGAUUGCUUCAUUCUACAACCCGUCACUCAAGGCCACCAUAGCUCCUGCACCAGAACUUGUGGAAAAGGUGGACCGAGAGGCGGAUCAAGCUUAUCCCAAGUUCGUGUUUGGUGACUACAUGUCGGUUUAUGCCGAGCAAAAGUUCCUUCCCAAAGAACCAAGGUUCCAUGCUGUUAAGGCCAUGUAAUCAAGAAAGCAAAUCUUCACAUUCAUAAGGUGGGGGUUUUUUUUUUUUUUUGGUGGGCUUAUACACCCUAACAAUGAAAUUUUGCCGAAAUGGCAGAAAUGCUAUGGCGUAUAAUCCUCUAGGAACAUGCCUAGAUGAGGAUAGACAAGCUUGUCUAGUGUGUUUUUUUUAUUUGGUUGUGUUUGUCUGUCUUGCAGUGUAAUAUUGGGUGCUUUAUUUAAUGUUUGCUUUGUACAUUAGUGACCAUAUAAAUUGUACUUUCCAACAUCUCUUUGAUGAAAAUGGAAAAGAAAUGUAACUUUUGUCACUCUGUCAGUUAUGUUUCCGGAAAAUCACUUCUAGGGUUUUAAAUAUCGGUUGAAAAAAUAUAUAUUAGGUUUUUAGACUUGUGA
Molecule: messenger RNA, 1912 nt
Organism: Camellia sinensis
Lineage: Eukaryota; Viridiplantae; Streptophyta; Magnoliopsida; Ericales; Theaceae
Product: 1-aminocyclopropane-1-carboxylate oxidase 5
Source: RefSeq, a predicted model, not a curated record